UCCUCAAAUUCACAAAAAAGAAAGAAAUAAGAAAAGAAAAGAAAAGAAAAGGAAAUUUAAAAGAAAAGAAAAUCGUUAUUAAUUCACACACACUGACACACUCUCACAGCCUAGUUGUUGAGUAGUACUUAUAAAUAUGUGCUGCUUUAAUAGUAGCAGAAAGUCCUCUUUUUGCUCCUCACUCUCUCUCUCUCUCUCAUUCAUUUUUCUGAGCUAGAAUUUUUUUGUGCUUUUGAGGUAAUUCUCGCCGCCUUCAGCCGCUUGCAGAAAAUCUUGAAGAAGCGCAUUUUGAUAUCGUGGCUACUGCAGAAUUCAUAGCUUAGGCUCAGCGCAAUAAUUUCUGGGUUUCUCAUUUAAUAAUACGUCAAUUCUUGAAAUGAAGACUUCUUCAACCGCCGCUGCCGCUGCAUAAAAACAAGCAAUCAUUCCAGUUUCGAGUGAGGGAAUUUUUUCAAACUUGAAGAAACCGAAUAAGACUGAUCAAAAUCAAAACGAGAUCUGUCUGAAUCCCUUUCGAAGCGGAAAAAGAAUACAAUGUUGGCACAGAAGCAAGCAGAGGAAGCCAUUGUCUCCACCUUCAACGAGACUGAAAAUGACGGCGGCAAGGACGCGGCGGAGCAGGCGGAGCAGCAGCCCAUUUUCAGCGUCAAAAACGCCCUCUGGCACGGCGGCUCCGCCUGGGACGCCUGGUUCAGCUGCUCUUCCAACCAAGUUGCUCAAGUGUUGCUGACGCUUCCAUACUCUUUUUCCCAACUGGGAAUGCUGUCUGGAAUCAUUUUUCAAGUAUUUUAUGGGUUGAUUGGGAGCUGGACUGCUUAUUUAAUCAGUGUUUUAUACAUUGAGUAUCGAAGCAGAAAGGAAAAAGAAGGUGUAAGCUUCAAGAAUCAUGUUAUCCAGUGGUUUGAAGUGCUGGAUGGAUUACUCGGUCCAUACUGGAAAGCCGUGGGAUUAGCCUUUAACUGCACUUUCCUCCUCUUUGGUUCUGUCAUCCAACUCAUCGGCUGCGCGAGCAACAUAUACUAUGUUAAUGAUCAUUUGGACAAGAGGACUUGGACAUACAUAUUUGGAGCAUGCUGUGCUACUACAGUUUUCAUUCCAUCUUUUCACAACUACCGAAUUUGGUCGUUUCUAGGCCUUGGGAUGACCACUUAUACUGCUUGGUACAUGACUAUUGCAGCCCUUGUACAUGGCCAGGCUGAGGAUGUGCACCACUCUGGUCCGAAGAAACUUGUGCUUUACUUCACCGGUGCCACUAAUAUACUGUAUACAUUUGGUGGCCAUGCUGUUACUGUGGAAAUUAUGCACGCAAUGUGGAAACCUCAAAAGUUCAAAUACAUCUACUUGUUCGCCACAUUAUAUGUUUUCACCCUGACCCUACCGUCGGCCACCGCCGUGUAUUGGGCGUUUGGCGACGAGCUUUUGAAUCACUCCAACGCCUUCUCCCUCCUCCCGAAAAACGGGUGGCGUGAUGCCGCCGUCAUCCUUAUGCUCAUUCACCAGUUCAUCACAUUCGGGUUCGCGUGUACACCACUCUACUUCGUGUGGGAGAAGGUGAUCGGGAUGCACGACACAAAGAGCAUAUGCCUUAGGGCUCUAGCUAGGCUGCCCGUGGUGAUUCCGAUAUGGUUCUUGGCCAUCAUCUUCCCCUUCUUCGGUCCAAUCAACUCCGCCGUUGGCGCCCUUCUAGUCAGCUUCACCGUCUACAUCAUCCCCGCCCUCGCUCAUAUGCUCACUUAUAGAAAAGCCUCCGCUCGUCGGAACGCGGCUGAGAAGCCACCACCAUUCUUGCCGAGCUGGGCGGCAAUGUAUGGCAUCAAUAGCUUCAUAGUGGUAUGGAUAUUGGUUGUGGGUUUCGGGUUCGGAGGAUGGGCCAGCGUCACCAAUUUCGUUAGACAAGUCGACACAUUCGGACUCUUCGCCAAGUGCUAUCAGUGCAAGCCGCCCGCCCACGGCCAAGCGCCGCCGCAUUGAUCAAUACAUGUAUAUCUCCCCUACAAACUACAGUGAUUGUGUGUUUGUUUUGGUUUAAUUUUUUUACUAAUAUUUUUAUUUUAAGGAAAGUGCUAGGUGAGUUUAUCAUGCAUGUUUGAAUUCUGAUGAUUGCUUGUCAAAGAAUAGGCCGAUUAAGUUGAGUAAAGUCUAUAUAUGAUUUUCUUUUCUUUUUA
Salvia miltiorrhiza (redroot sage) is the source of this 2165-nucleotide messenger RNA. RefSeq names its product auxin transporter-like protein 2. Gene Ontology annotation, cellular component: plasma membrane. The record is from RefSeq and is a predicted model, not a curated record. NCBI's taxonomy places the organism in Eukaryota, Viridiplantae, Streptophyta, Magnoliopsida, Lamiales, Lamiaceae. The transcript has 9 exons. Bases 535 to 1971 code for a protein of 478 amino acids.